AUGGCACGAAAUUUCAGUGCACAAUUAGAAAAAAAGAAACACGCACAGUAUUUCAAAAGAAUUUUACAAGUAAUGCCAAGUCAAAUGGCUCAAUAUGAUUCGAAUAGAGUAAUGUUUGCAUUUUUUGCUGUAUCAGGACUUGAUAUACUUGAUUCGUUAGAUGUAUUAAACGAAUCUGAAAAAUUAUCAGCUAUAGAAUGGAUCUACAGAUUGCAAGUAACUGAUGCUGGUAUCAGAUCUGGUUUCCAGGCAUCAAUAAUGCUACCUGAUGACACACCUCACUAUCAAUGUGGUUAUUUACCAAUGACUUACACAGCACUUGCUACUUUAUUAACACUUGGUGAUGAUUUAAAACGUGUAAAUAAAAAAUCAAUCUUAGAAGGAAUGCGUGCCUGCCAAAAUCCAAAUGGCUGUUUCAUGGCAAUGAUUACUGAGAGCGAAAGCGACAUGAGAUUUCUUUAUUGUGCUUGCUGUGUUUCUGCGAUACUCAAUGACUGGUCUGGAAUGAACAAAACAACUGCUAUUGAUUAUAUUGUUAAAAGUAUCUCGUAUGAUGGAGCAAUGGGACAAGGUCCAGGCUUGGAGUCACAUGGUGGAUCAACAUUUUGCGCGGUCGCCAGUCUUUAUCUCAUGAAUGAACUCCAUAAUGUAUUAUCCGAAGAACAAAUUAAUAAGCUAAGACGUUGGUGUCUUAUGCGGCAGAAUAGUGGAUUCCAAGGUCGACCUGGUAAACCAUCAGAUACCUGUUACAGCUUUUGGGUUGGCGCAACAUUGCAUAUGCUUGAUGCUGGCCAUUUUAUUGAUCCCGAUGAAAAUCGAAAAUUCAUUUUGAGUACGCAAGAUGCUUCCAUUGGAGGUUUUGCUAAAUUUUACGAUACACGCGCUGAUCCAAUGCAUACUUAUUUAGGUCUAUGUGGCUUGAGUCUCAUGGGAGAACCUGGGUUGCUGCCAAUGAAUGCUGCCCUCAAUGUUUCUAAUCGCGUUUAUAAACAUUUAAAAGAAAUUCAUAAAAAAUGGAAAACUAAUUGA
Cotesia congregata is the source of this 1029-nucleotide messenger RNA. Lineage: Eukaryota; Metazoa; Arthropoda; Insecta; Hymenoptera; Braconidae. The record is from the annotation of a GenBank genome assembly.